AUGAGAUGGCUGGAUAUGAGGCGAGGAGCCGGGACAGGAUGGGUGGCCAUCCCAGGGCCUGGGAGAGUGGGGGCUUGGAUCUGGCCGCCAGGCCAUCCUGGGCGCUGCAGGAAGCAACAUGACUUAGGUGGCUGCCCUGCGGUCCCAGGCAUCUCCAGGGCUGCUUCUGCAGCUGGCCUGGCCCUCUCCCCAGGUACACCAGCCGUGAUGCAGCAGCCACGCAUGGAGACAGACACCACUGGGGCCGGCGAGGGGCCUCAGCAGGAGGUGCCCUGGUCGGCCUGGGUCACGCGGCAGGGCUUGGCACGCUGGUGGGCGUCCCACGUGCCCCGGAGCUGGUCCCAGUGGUGGAGCACAUCGAGCUGGCGGCAACCACUGCAGCGUGUGCUGUGGGGUCUGGAGGGGAUACUCUACCUGCUGCUGGCACUGAUGCUGUGCCAUGCACUCUUCACCACCGGCUCCCACCUGCUGACCUCCUUGUGGCCCGUCGUGGCCGCGGUGUGGCGCCACCUGCUGCCAGCUGUCCUGCUGCUGGUGCUGAGCGCCCUGCCUGCCUUGCUCUUGGCAGCCUCCUUCCUGCUGCUUUUCUCCACGCUGCUGAGCCUCGUGGGCCUCCUCACCUCCAUGACCCACCCAGGCUAUGCUCAGGACUUGGACCAAUAG
This is a messenger RNA of Cynocephalus volans (Philippine flying lemur), 663 nucleotides long. It is a transcript of the gene TMEM239, whose product is annotated as transmembrane protein 239. Bases 1 to 663 code for a protein of 220 amino acids. The record is from RefSeq and is a predicted model, not a curated record. Lineage: Eukaryota; Metazoa; Chordata; Mammalia; Dermoptera; Cynocephalidae. The transcript has 3 exons.